This is a messenger RNA of Morone saxatilis (striped sea-bass), 6212 nucleotides long. It is a transcript of the gene itga4, whose product is annotated as integrin alpha 4. NCBI's taxonomy places the organism in Eukaryota, Metazoa, Chordata, Actinopteri, Moronidae. The record is from RefSeq and is a predicted model, not a curated record. The coding region runs from base 387 to 3470 and encodes 1027 amino acids. Gene Ontology annotation, molecular function: integrin binding. Gene Ontology annotation, cellular component: integrin complex; external side of plasma membrane. Gene Ontology annotation, biological process: cell-matrix adhesion; integrin-mediated signaling pathway; cell adhesion mediated by integrin. The transcript is spliced from 29 exons.
CACACAAGCGCGCGCAGAGGGAGGGAGGGUACUCCGCGCGCUCGGCUCUGUUACAUUAACUCAAUCUCAAAGUCAGAUUCAUGAACUUUAGUUUGUGCUGUUUUUUCCUUCCGUUUCCUUUCGCUCAGUUUCAGCUCACCUCUCUGCCUGUCACAGGAUAACGGAGCCUCGUGCGCUGCCGCGAGCGGACAGACGUCAACCGGUCCAAGCACGAGGCGGUUAAGGGACAGAGGAGCAACAGGAGGUUUCACGAGCGCGUCGCACCGGGAACCAGAGGGAUUUAACGGAGACUUCAGGAGCGGCUCUUGGGUUACACAGCCGCCCGGUACCGACUGGACCCACACUCUGACCCGGGAUAUCUGCAGUCUGAGCGUUCUUCCCCCAUCAUGUGUCCCGCGGCGGGCAGUGUGUGUGCGCGCUGCAGCCUGAUCCUGGUCCUGGUUCAGGUCCUGGUCUUGGUCCAUCCUGCGGCCGGAUACAAUCUGGAUCAGGACCACAGUCUGGAGUUCCGUGGCCCCGCCUCCUCCAUGUUUGGAUACUCAGUCCUGUUGCAUCGUCAUGGAGAUCACAGCUGGUUGGUGGUUGGAGCCCCAGUAGCAAACUCAUCCUCCAAUCCGUCGGUUCGAUCUCCAGGAGCUGUUUACCGCUGCAACAUCUCUUCUGGGCAACGCCACUGCCACAGCAUGCAUUCUGAUGUGCUGGCCUGUGGGAAGACGUGUGAAGCAGAGAGUGAUCACCAGUGGCUGGGAGUCAGUCUGUCCAGACAACCUGGAGACAACGGAGGACACAUCCUGGCGUGUGCUCACCGCUGGAAGAACGUCUACUACUCAAAGAAAGACAGCCAGAACCAUAAGCUGCCCAAUGGAGUCUGUUAUCGCUACGACAACAACCUGAGUCACGCCCAACCCAUCAUCCCCUGUUACAGAGACCACCAGAGGAAGUUCGGUGAGGAUUAUGGGUCAUGUCAGGCUGGUAUUUCCAACUUCCUGACGGAGGAUCUGAUCAUCAUGGGGGCUCCAGGGACAUAUUACUGGACGGGUUCAGUUCUGGUUUUUAACACGUCCAGCGGAGGGAUGUCAGUGUACCUUGAUGAUGACGCUGGAGGCGUCAGCUACGGAAGCUACCUGGGUUACUCUGUCGGAGCCGGUCACUUCAUAAGUCCUGACACUGUGGAGGUUGUCGGUGGAGCUCCGCAAUACAACCAGAAGGGAAAGGUCUUCAUCUUCACAGUAGACAACAACAUGCUGCGGGUUAUCUCUGAAGUGUCUGGGAAAGAGCUGGGAUCUUACUUUGGCUCCAGUGUGUGUGUGGUCGAUCUGAACGCUGAUGGUUUGUCAGAUAUGUUGGUCGGCGCGCCCAUGGCAACAGGCGUCGCCAGGGAGGAGGGAAGAGUCCAUGUGUACAUCAACCAGGGACAGGCGAAGCUGUUGGAGGCGGAGUUUCAGCUGACUGGCAGUGACGCGUACGCCGCCCGGUUUGGAGAGACUAUCGCGGACCUGGGAGACCUGGACGACGAUGGUUACCCUGAUGUGGCGGUUGGUGCCCCGCAGGAGGAGGAUCUAAAAGGAGCCGUCUAUAUUUACAAUGGCAGGAAGGAGGGUAUCUCACCAACUCCAUCUCAGAGGAUUACUGGAUCCAGCCUGGGUUAUGACCUCAGGAUGUUCGGCCAGUCGUUGAACUCUGGCAUCGACGUUGAUAAUAACGGCUACCAGGAUUUGGCAGUUGGUGCGUUCCUCUCGGACAAAGCGGUUGUUCUCAGGACCCGUCCGGUGAUUCAGGUGAAGGCGUCUCUGGUUCUGCCUGAGCAGAUUGACUCGAAGAUGGCUCUGUGCCGAGAACACAAGACUCCAACUGUCUGCUUCAAUGUAACCGUCUGCUUCAGUGUCAGGUCCAGACACUUCAGAGGAGCUAUAGAUCUUCAGUAUAAUCUGACCUCUGACCUCCUCCAUAAACCAUCCUUCCCUCAUCGUUUCUAUUUCCAUGGUAACGGGUCAUCCAAUAACACAAGGGGGCGUGUGAAAGCACGACAUGGCCAGCUCACUUGUACCACACACGUGGCUUACCAAAGGAAAGAUGUGAGGGACAUUUUUACUCCGGUCAAGUUUGAGGUUUCCUACAGUCACAGAGAAGCAAACACCCAAAGAGGCUCUUCAAAAACCUUCCCUCCAUUAAAACCCAUUCUGCAGCAGAGCGCAGGACACCAGAACACUAUCACCAACCAGACUUGGUUUGCUCGUUCCUGUUCUCUGAUGAACUGUUCGGCCAACAUGCAGCUGUCAGCUGAACUAGUGCUGCCACAUCAGCAGCAGUACUUCGCUCUUGGCUCUGGACAGACCAUCGUGUUGAAAACCUUGCUACUGAACUCUGGAGACGACGCCUUCAUGCCGCGACUGACGCUGCGUUUCCCCAACAACAUCCACUAUGUUAAAGUACUGCAGAAUGAGGACAACGUGGUCAGUUGUGACGUCACACAGGAAGUCAACAGUGCAGUUGACUGCAGUGUCACCAGCCUCCUCCUCUCAGCCCACACGCAGUUGAAUAUCAGCUUCCUAUUGGACGUUAGCCAGAACAGCACACCUGGUGACAUCACUGUUCACGUCAACACCAGCAGUGAUAACUACGAGAGCGAGGAGUAUCUCCAUGACAACUCCAUCAGUCUCCCUCUUUCUCUCAGAUAUGGAGUCAACGUCAACAUCCACGGUUUUGUGACUCCCACCUCAUUUGUGUUUGGAGAUGAAGACUCAGCUCCAGUUGACUGCUACCCUGAAAGAUUCAACUACACAUACAAGGUGUUAAACUCUGGUCCCAGCAGGUCAUUAGAUACUGUGGUUGACAUUGCACUACCGAAGAUCCUCGCACCUUUCCGACACAGACUGCUGCAGGUGGUCGACUGGCAGUCAUCUCACGGGGUGUGUUCGAUCAGUGAUACAAGUGUUUCAGUCAUUGAGGACUGUGAUGUUCCUCAAGCUUCCUUCAUCAAACAGCUCAUCUUCUUCUUCUCUUCCACCUCCACCCGCACUAUGUUUUGUGGCCAUGGUGAUGAGCUGUGUGAGCGGUUGGUGUGUCAAUUCGGUAACCUGGAAGUGGGGAGAGAGGUCAUUGUUCAACUGGAGAUCAAACUGAACCCUGCUGUACUACUGCAAGCUCCGGGUCGUCAUGGUGUCAUGAGGAUAGAGAGCACGGCAAUGAUGUCAAAUCCCAGAGAAGGUCCUCACACCACCCUCAUCUACAAACCUGAAGCACAGGUGGUGGUGGAAGCUCUUUUUACCCAGAAACCCUCAGCAAUAGUGAAGGUCUUCAUCAUCGUUGUCAGUUUAGUUCUGGGUUUGAUGAUCCUGGCAGCUCUCAUCUGGUGUCUGUGGAAGGCUGGUUUCUUUAAGAGGAACUUCCAGAAGAAUGAGGAAGAGGAGUUCAGGAGAGACAGCUGGAACUAUGUUCCUAAACACGAUAAAAGAGAGAGCACUUCCUAACCCCACCUCUGGCCACGACCUCGGACCUCUGACCAUAGGAUGGCGUUCACAUUGUGACUGUGCAACAGUUUUAAUGAGACAUAUGUGCUGAUGGAUGGAUUGCUGUGUUUGACAAUACGGCAACCCAGUUUGUCCAAAACAGUAGAAAGCACUGCUACUGCUGUUGAACGUCAUCGGCCAAUGAAAUCAGUGCAGUCAGCCCAGCCGGUUUCAGCACAGACCUGUCUUUGAGUGUGACGGAUGCUAAAACGUGAACGCCUCCUGAACUGAACACACCUGAAUCUGUGCCUUUUUUUAAACUAUUUUGCCUGAUGUGCCUUCACAAAUACAGACAAGUUCAAAGACUUGAAAAAGACUGCAGCGAUAGAUGGAUGGAGGAUUAAUAAAAAGGGAAGUGGACCUGAAACAAUCAAAUCUGGACCAAUUUGAAGGCCUCGGGGCUUCCUGGGAUGUGGCGCCACCUGUUGAUGACCUUCAUUCAAGAGAAAACAAACCAAAGGAAGUUCUGAUGACCUUCGAUCUCAGGGGAUGGAAACCUGGCCUCUCAUUGGUUCCUAACUCGCUGUCUGUGUACAUUCUCUUUCUACACUUUUGUUUACCUGCUGUCCAACACUUUAUGCACUGGUGACACACACACACACACACACAAAGGUGACUCGCUGCCUGUGUUGCACCAUUUGAUGCCUGUAACACACACCGGCUGCUGUCCAGACCGAACAGUCCAGCGACGGCUGCUGGGAUGUGCCGGUACAGCGAGUGAAGUAAUGAAGUUGCUUUCUUCUGUGGGCGGAUGCAGACUGAUGCUGGCAGCAACCAGCGUGGGUGUUUGAAUGGAUGCCGAAUGUCCUUUAGCCCGUUUUCACUCUGGGACUUUGAGUUUUGUCCCUCUAAAGGCCCACUCACAUCAGCAUGUACAGUGGAGUUUCAUGGCCUUCGGGGAACGGAGAGCUGGAGUCGAAAUGGAGGAAAUUAUUGUAGUUUAUUAGCUGUGUUGCACUGUCCAUGUUUAUUUAACCUCCUCUGUCAGAGUAUAAGUGUUAGCAUGUUUCCGGUUGUUUGUUAGUGGUUUUCUCACCAGCUACAAUUAUCCACCAGCUAGCUCUGUGAGUAGUCACUGGGUGGUUUCUAUUCUGAUAACGUCACUCCUCCCUUCCCUCACGGUGUAAAAAGCCUAAGCCAAAUCAAACAUGCGAUCAUCAGAUCUCCAUGGCGGGCUGGGCGGGGCCAGUGUGCCUGCGAGAUUGAAACAGAUAAUCUGCUGUGGCAGCUCCUACGGGCAGCAGUCGGCCAGGGGGAAAAAAGUAACAACACACACAUGCUGAAAACUUUGUUCAUUACUGAAAGAGCAGAGCGGAUGUGAGGAAGCAAUAAAAACAGCUAUAAAUGUCCUGAAGUAAACCUAUAGCUCUGAAUCUAUAGUUUGUAAAAGACCAGACAUCUUGUCAGCCUCAGGAUGAUAGUAUAGGACUAAUAAGUCUAACUAAAUAUGUCUAUAGCUUUAUAUUUUUCCUUACUGAGUGACGAUAUAGUCUAGAAGAGUAAAUGAAAUAGGAAGAGAAGAAAAGUCUUUCAGCAGAUGGAGAAAAAAAGUUUUCAUGAUUCAGAUUCUGAAUAACAGAGCCACUGUUAGUGCUGCUACUGCCGUUUCCACAAAUCUACAGUACAAAUCAUGCAAUUAUAUUAAUAUUAUUAUAAUGCUGUUUACACAACAGCCCAGACCAAUCAAUAAACUGAUUCAUGUUAAAGGGGCAUUGCUGUCCUUUAAAAUAUGUCCACAUAGGACACACCUGUGGUUCCUCUCUCGCCCCUCAUCUCCUCUGAGAUGCAUUUAAGGGAUUGGAACAUCCCCAGUAAUGGCAGAGCUCGAUCCAUUUCCAGGACACGGGCUGGAGGAAACAUAAUUACCAGAAUGGAAAACACCCACUAUGUCACCAAGCUUCUGGAAACAUACUGGGCCUUAACUCGUCUCAUUUCACAUUUGUUCACUGCUUUUCUAUCCGUUGUCUGCAUGUGAAGUCGCUGUGCAGCUGUUAACCACUGUGAGGAAACAAUUAAAAGGAAUGUAGCAGAAAACGAGAAACCAUUUGCAAAAUCAGCGCUUGUCUUCAACUAUCCUCUUUGGAACAAAUAUCAUGUGACAUGUUUAUUUUGCUGUUUUUUUUUAUCUACUUCUUCAUGUCCACAAGAAUGUUCUACAAUAACAAUCCGUUUAAUUUAUAGAGUGCUUUUCACUCAAAGAUGCUGUACAUGACAAAUUAAAUAAGAAUCAGAAAACUGAAUGCACUGUUCACUGGAACUGAUCUCAGACCACCUGGUUAAGGAAUAGCUUCUCGGUCAAAUCUUCAGUGUCACCAAAUUGAACGGCUCCUAGAUUUGGACUAAACUAUCAGUGUGAAAGCUCAGUAAAAUAUGCAUCUUGUUGGGUAACAGCCACCAACAACACAGGGUUGAGUGAUGGAAGACUACUUGAAAAUUAGCAUUUAAAAAUAUGUGUAAGGUAUUUAAAAUAUUCAAAAGCACUGUUUUACCUGUCUGUAUUUUGUGAAUGCAAACAUUUAAAACAGCUGCCGCCCUCCCUUCUGUUUAUGUAUUUAGUACAAAUGCACAUCACACAGAGACAUGUUUAAUAUUUUAUUAAAUUAGUUUGUUAUUGUUGUUGUUCAUGUGAAGUUGUUCUGCACUGGAGUGUCUCACUGCUUUUAUCAACACAUUUCCAUUAAAAUGACGUAUUUUCUAUUUUAA